GUCACCCUCUCCAGCUCCAGCCCGGUGCAGGCUCGGGUACUCCGCUCCCGCCUGCCGCCUCGCCAUGGCCUUGAAGGUAGACAGUAGGCCCGGGGGGCUCCCCGGCAGUGGCUGUGACCUGGGCCCCGCCCGAGAACACAUGCAGGCCGUCACCCGGAACUACAUCACCCACCCCCGAGUCACCUACAGGACUGUGUGCAGCGUCAAUGGGCCCCUGGUGGUGCUGGACCAGGUCAAGUUUGCACAGUAUGCUGAGAUCGUCAACUUCACCCUCCCUGACGGGACUCAGAGAAGUGGACAGGUGCUUGAGGUGUCUGGGACCAAGGCAAUUGUUCAGGUGUUUGAAGGAACCUCUGGGAUCGAUGCCCAGAAGACCACCUGUGAAUUCACAGGGGACAUCCUACGGACUCCAGUGUCAGAAGACAUGCUGGGUCGGGUCUUCAAUGGUUCCGGCAAGCCCAUUGACAAGGGGCCAGUGGUCAUGGCAGAGGACUUCCUGGAUAUCAAUGGCCAGCCCAUCAAUCCCCAUGACCGCAUCUACCCGGAGGAGAUGAUUCAGACGGGCAUCUCUCCCAUCGACGUCAUGAACAGCAUUGCCCGUGGUCAGAAGAUCCCCAUCUUCUCAGCAGCUGGGCUCCCCCACAACGAGAUUGCUGCCCAAAUCUGCCGCCAGGCUGGGCUGGUGAAGAAGUCCAAGGCUGUGCUGGACUAUCAUGAUGACAACUUUGCCAUUGUCUUUGCGGCCAUGGGGGUGAACAUGGAGACCGCCAGGUUCUUCAAGUCUGACUUCGAGCAGAACGGUACCAUGGGGAAUGUCUGCCUCUUCCUGAACUUGGCCAACGACCCCACGAUCGAGCGGAUCAUCACCCCACGCCUGGCACUGACCACUGCUGAAUUCCUCGCCUACCAGUGUGAGAAGCACGUGCUGGUCAUACUGACCGACAUGAGCUCCUAUGCAGAGGCUUUGCGGGAGGUCUCAGCUGCAAGGGAGGAGGUGCCUGGGCGCCGAGGCUUCCCGGGAUACAUGUACACAGACCUGGCCACCAUCUAUGAGCGGGCAGGCCGCGUGGAGGGCCGCGGAGGGUCCAUCACCCAGAUCCCCAUCCUCACCAUGCCCAAUGAUGAUAUCACCCACCCAAUCCCAGACCUGACGGGCUUCAUCACAGAGGGACAGAUCUACGUGGACAGGCAGCUUCAUAACAGACAAAUCUACCCUCCGGUCAACGUGCUCCCUUCCCUGUCGCGGCUAAUGAAGUCGGCCAUCGGGGAGGGCAUGACCAGGAAGGACCACGGAGACGUCUCCAACCAGCUGUACGCCUGCUACGCCAUCGGGAAGGACGUGCAGGCCAUGAAGGCCGUGGUGGGGGAGGAGGCGCUCACCUCCGAGGACCUGCUCUACCUGGAGUUUCUGCACAAGUUCGAGAGGAGCUUCAUCAACCAGGGCCCCUACGAGAACCGCUCCGUGUUCGAGUCCUUGGACCUGGGCUGGAAGCUGCUGCGCAUCUUCCCCAAGGAGAUGCUGAAGCGCAUCCCGCAGAGCGUGCUCGAGGACUUCUACUCCCGCGAGGCGCCGCAGCAGGCCCCCUCGUCCGACACCGCGCUCUAGCCGCGCCCCAGCCCGGGCCCAGCCCUCUCCCUGCACUCCCCGCCCGGAGGGAGAGAACAAGCCCCUGAUUGCGCGCGCGCAGGGAACCACCUAGAGAGCUUCCCGAGGCCCAGGCCCCAAACCAGAGCAGUUAACCUGAAUCUGUCUGCGCAUUGGUGUUUUUUCCUCCAGGUGCGGCCAGAGUUGGAACCACUAGUAUAGAGACUGCAGGGUAACCCAGGUAAAGAUAGUGAGGGAGAGCUUGAAGAGGUCCCGGGACACACUCUCCAACCCCACAUAUACGUAGGAUUUUGUUGCCAUUCUUAGGAUCCUAAUAACCUCAGAAGCAACAGCCCACAGAAUCUCCCAACUGCCAGGAAAUCCUCAAGCUUUGUGCCUGCAAAGCAUUGUCACUGUAUCUUAAUUUGGAGCCAGGUGUUAAGGUUUCACCUGGGGCAGAUGCCCAGUAGAAUUUGCUAGGAAUGCUCAGGAGGGGUGCAGACUCCUCAGACCCCUGGGGUUGGGAGGCGACUGGGCUACCAGAGGAAGUUUCCCUGGAAUGAGGGAGAGCUGCUUCAGGUGAGCAAUCUGCAUUUUUGUCCCUCCCUGUAGGUCACUAUGGUCUUGGGAGAUCCUCCUCUCUCCUUCUUGGAUUUCUCUGGGGGAAAUACCAGGACUGAUGGGACAAAGAGGGGAGAAGGUAGUUAGAAGUGGGGGGUGUAGUCUGGUAUAGCUAGAGUUGACCCCUGGGGCCUCAGUAAACCUCUCAUGAGCUUCGGAUCCCUAAGAAGGGAUGGAACGUGGAUAGUCCAGUGACACUCAACAUUGAUUGCUUGACUACUAUAUACUGUAAAAACUUAAAAGGGGAACUGAGGAAAACACCAACAACAAAUAUAUAAAGGGUUACUGUGUUAAUAAGUCUUACAAAUCCAAUAAGAAAUACUCUUUAAAUCCUCAGAGAACAAUGUGAAGAAACAGAUGAUUUCCAGAAGAGAAAAACACCGAUAAUUGUUUGACUUUUGGUAGUCCUCAAAUUAGAACAUUUCCACUACCAAAUUAGCAAAUGUUUUAAAAAAUCAGGUUUUCGGGCUGGUGGUAAUGCUCCAAGUAGUUCCUUUUUUAAUAACAGCAAAUUCAUAGAUGGCUGACUCUGUCUCACUGCUUGAACCCCCUCCCUCCUUGUGAAGUAGGUAGUAUUACUCCCAUUUUGCUGACGCAGAAACUAAGACAUAGAGGUCCAACAAGUCACCCAAAGUUACGUGGUUGAUGUGCAGGGUACCUGCUGCUUCAGUGCAGGCAGAAGUGUAAAGGAAUAUAAAACCUUGUUGAUGGGCAGCUUGCAAACACUAACAACUUUAAAAAUGUUCAUUUCCUUUCACCUAGUAAUUCUACUUCCAGGAAAUCCAUCCCAAGAAAAUGGCCAAGAUGAAUCAUUUUGUUUUCUGCCGCACAAGUGAAAUGAUGGCACAUCCAUUAGGAUGUUGGCCCAUGGUGGCGUCAUAAUGUAGUCUCGGGUGCGCCAUGACAACGGCUGCUAGUUCACGAUGAAACGCUAGACGGAAGCGAAGUACAAGAAGAGUCUGCACGACACGCGCAUAUCGUCAUAGACCAUGACGGCUGGGGGUGGUGGGGCUGCGAUUUUAAGAAUUUCCUCACCGUCCUUUUCUCUGUUUCUACAAUCAGCACUUACUAAUUUUAUAA
Molecule: messenger RNA, 3286 nt
Organism: Nyctereutes procyonoides (raccoon dog)
Lineage: Eukaryota; Metazoa; Chordata; Mammalia; Carnivora; Canidae
Gene: ATP6V1B1
Product: ATPase H+ transporting V1 subunit B1
Exons: 14
Coding region: 65-1606 (513 amino acids)
Biological process (GO): ATP metabolic process; proton transmembrane transport
Cellular component (GO): proton-transporting V-type ATPase, V1 domain
Molecular function (GO): ATP binding; proton-transporting ATPase activity, rotational mechanism
Source: RefSeq, a predicted model, not a curated record